AUGACACGAGAAGUGGUCUGUGCAGUUCUUCCGGCAUCGGAGAGCAUAGCGUCGUCACUAUUGGUCGACACGGCUCGAAAAUCAAGCCAGGUCCGGCUAUACACUCGAAGCCGGCGAGACGUGUGGCUUGCUAUCGUCGUACACUCACUGAGUCCACCUGCCUGUCCUUCCAUCAUCGUCUGUCCCCGCACUUCCCUUCCUCCUCACAUCCCAACACUUUCACGAUCCAAAAUGGCUCCCACCGCUGCCAACCCCAAAGACUGCCCCGAGUAUGAUCCCAAGAACAUGAUCUUCCGACGUCUCGGGCCGUCGGGUCUGCGCGUGUCGCUCUUCUCGCUCGGCGGCUGGCUCACCUACGGCGGCACCGUAAACGCCGACGAGACCAAGCAGAUCGUCAAGCUCGCCUUCGAACACGGCAUCAACACGUUCGACACCGCCGAGGUGUACUCUGCCGGACAGUGCGAGGUCGACAUGGGCAAAGCCGUUCGAGAGCUCAACCUGCGACGCUCCGAUCUCGUCCUCAUCACCAAGGUGUUCUUCGGUACCGGUGGAAAGGACCCCAACGCACGCGGGCUGAGCAGGAAGCACAUCAUCGAAGCGGCUAAUGCUUCGUUGGAGCGUUCGGGUCUGUCGUACUGGGAUGUCAUCAUGGCUCACCGCCCCGAUCCGACGGUUCCGAUGGAGGAGAUCGUUCGCGGUUUCAACCGCCUGAUCGAAAGCGACAAGUGCUUCUACUGGGGCACCUCCGAGUGGUCCGCCCAGCAGAUCGAGGAGGCUCAUUCCGUCGCCAACAGGCUCAACUUGAUCCCUCCCAUCGCCGAUCAGUGCCAGUACAACAUGUUCCACCGUGAACGUCCCGAGAAGGAGUAUGAUCCGCUCUUCAAGCAGCAUUCCUAUGGUAUGACGAUUUGGAGUCCGCUGGCAUCGGGUACGUUGACGGGCAAAUAUAAUGACGGCAUCCCUAGCGGCUCACGUUUUGACACGAAUAAGGGUGUCUUCGACAACACCAUCAAAGAGCUCCAGUCUCCCGAGGGUAAAGCCAAGAUCGAGAAGGUCAAGAAGCUUACCGAGAUCGCCGAGAAGUUGGGCGCCAAGGUGGCCAAUCUGGCUCUCGCUUGGUGUGCCAAGAACCCCAGCGUGUCGACGGUCAUUCUGGGAGCCUCCAAGCCGGAACAGAUCAUCGAGAACCUGAAAUCGUUGGACUUGAUCGAGAGGCUCACGCCCGAAAUCAUGUCGCAGAUCGACGAGGUGUUGGGCAACAAGCCUACGCUGCCUCCUCUGUACGGAAGAACCAUCUCGAGCUCAAGCAGCAAGGUUUCGAGCGGACAGCCAGCCGAGGAGGGCAAGGAAUCGAUCGAGCGCAUCACCUCUCCCCAGAGGACCGUAGGUCAUCCUUACACUCGCACAAAGACGCCUAGCAAUGUCAGCUCGCUAUCCAAUCCUGCGUCGCCCACAAAUGCAAGCGGCUGGCCGAUGGGGCUGGGGAUCACACCGGUUUCGCCGCCUCCUCGAUCUAGGACCGGCUCUCGCGACGAUCUGGGCUCGAGGCCGCUUUCCCGUCUUUCGCAGCGAGCAUCGUCCAUGUCGAUCAGCUGCGGUCUGCCUGCCGUCCUUGACAGCACAGCCGUCAGCUCGGUUCUCGAAGCAAAGCCCUCGGCAGACAAGUCGACCCUGGCUGAUGAGCCCAUGUUGACAUCUCCCAUCACCUCGCCUAUCAUGGGCGCUACCUCUGUGUCCAGGGACGUCGAACGCACUCCCACCAAAACCAACGGCGGAGUGCGACACAGCAUCCACCGUACCGCCUCCAACCUCUCUGCGCGCUCACUCGGUCAGGAUGACGAUCAAGAACCGCGCUCCACUCCCACCAUCGGUGCCGCCUCUCCGCGACCUCAAGACACCACGCAGUGUCUCACACUCUCGCCCACCUCGCCUUCUCAACAGCGAAGCACCGCCUGCUCGGCCGCGGUCUCGGCUCAACUCGCUUCCACUCUCGCCUCUCCCCCUGAGCCCGUCAUGGACGACGAGUUGAAACUCAGCCCACGUCAAGCUUCAUCGUCGGCAUCGGUCACGCCUUCACCUUGUCUCUCGGAAUCGCAGUCUCGCAGUCCCACCGCCAGCCCCUCACCCUGUCCUUCGCCUGCAUUCUCCCGUCCCGACCACCUCGAAUUGCCCGAGACCAGCAGGAACAGUUCGCAUCCACUUCCACCUCUGCCCUCGUCACCCAUCCCGCGCAACAUGACGAGGAACCCCUUCGAGAGGUACCUCAGCAUCCAGAGUGGCACGCAUGGAUGCACGUUGCAGCAGAGGUUGGGGAUGGCCAUCAAACAGCAGCAGGGGACCGUGUUGGGUCGCAUGGAGUCCGAGUUGGUGGACCAAGAGGGUGGUAUGGACAUCGAGUGA
Messenger RNA from Pseudozyma hubeiensis SY62, 2400 nucleotides. RefSeq lists its product as hypothetical. The record is from RefSeq and is a predicted model, not a curated record. The coding region runs from base 1 to 2400 and encodes 799 amino acids. The transcript has 4 exons. Lineage: Eukaryota; Fungi; Basidiomycota; Ustilaginomycetes; Ustilaginales; Ustilaginaceae.